Messenger RNA from Penicilliopsis zonata CBS 506.65, 1962 nucleotides. RefSeq lists its product as hypothetical. The transcript has a single exon. Gene Ontology annotation, biological process: transmembrane transport; carbohydrate transport. Gene Ontology annotation, molecular function: carbohydrate:proton symporter activity. The record is from RefSeq and is a predicted model, not a curated record. Lineage: Eukaryota; Fungi; Ascomycota; Eurotiomycetes; Eurotiales; Aspergillaceae. Bases 118 to 1698 code for a protein of 526 amino acids. Gene Ontology annotation, cellular component: membrane.
ACCUUUUCUCUCUUCUUGUCUCUCCCUUCCCAAAACUUCUCACCAUUUCGCUCAUCAUUAAAAUCUCUUUCACGAUCAAGUUUUCUCUCCCCUGCGUGUGAUCCUAGUACCGUGUAAAUGGGAUCGCCGCCCAAGUUCAUGGGCCUCUCCGGCCGAGCCCUGCGGAUUGCCCAGGUUGCAUACAUCGUCGCUCCGUCGUUCAUCCUCUUCGGUUACAACCAGGCCGGCCUGGGUCCGUUGAGCGGCCUCCAAAGCUGGGUUCACAUGUUCCCCCAGAUCGACACUGUCAACACCUCGGGCGCGCUUGAAGCACACAACUCGACCAGCAAGGGGGCUGUGGUCGCCGCAUUCCAGUGCGGCGCCUUGUUUGGCGCUCUCUCCUGUGUCUACCUGGGUGACUGGCUGGGCCGCCGCAAGACCAUCUUCAUCGGUGCCAUCCUCAGCAUCAUCGGUCAGGUCUUGCAAACCGCUGCGUACAGCCUGGUCCAGUUCACUGUCGGCCGUGUCAUCCUAGGGUUUGGUAUCGGGCAGUUCAGUGUCGCUGUGCCCGUGUGGCAGUCGGAAUGCUCGGCAGCAAAGAAUCGCGGCCGCCACGUCGUCGCAGACGGAAUCUUCAUGUGUUUGGGGUUCGCCCUCUGCAACUGGAUCGACUUCGCCUGCAGCAAAAUCCACUACAGUAAUCUGCAAUGGAGGAUCCCGCUGGCCAUCUCGCUGUCUGGCUCCCUCCUCAUUCUCUUCACGGUCUUCCUGCUCCCGGAAUCACCGCGAUGGCUCGUUCGCGUCAACCGCAUUGAAGAAGCGUCCCGUAACCUUGCCGCCAUCCGCGGGGUUCCAGAGGAGGACGAGAGCAUCCGUAAUGAGAUCGCGGGUAUCGAAUCGUCCUUGGAAUUGACGGCCAACAGCGCCUCGUUGAUGGAAAUGUUCUCCAAGAACGACGAGGAACGCCUGCUGUACCGUUUCUGCCUCUGCGUUGGCCUGCAAUUCUUCCAGCAAAUGUGCGGAGGUAACCUCAUCUCGGUGUACGCAUCGACGAUCUUCAAAGAGAACCUGGGCAUGAGCUCCGAAAUGUCCAGCAUCCUCGCCGCAUGCGCCCUGACAUGGAAAUUUCUCUGCAGCUUCAUGGCCUUCUAUUCCAUCGACCGACUCGGCCGCCGGUUUAUCUUCAUGGUCAGCGGCACAGGCAUGUGCCUGUGCAUGACCGCUCUGGCCAUCACUACCAGCUUCGGCUCCGAGAACAAAGCCGCCUCCAUCGCUUCGGUGGUGUUCAUCUUUCUCUUCAACGCCUUCUAUCCCCUCGGCUUCCUGGGCGGCAACUUUCUGUACUGCACCGAAGUCGCGCCCGUGCGCCUUCGCGUGGCCAUGUCCGCCAUUUCCACCGCCAACCACUGGCUGUGGAAUUUCGUCGUCGUGAUGAUCACCCCGGUCGCCCUCGACACGAUCGGCUACCAGUACUAUAUCAUGUACGCCAUCCUUUCCGCCUGUAUCCCCGCCAUGGUCUUCUUCUUCUUCCCGGAAACCAUGAACCGUAACCUGGAACUGCUCAACCAUGUCUUCCGUGAUGCUCCGUCGCCCUGGAGCAUCGUAUCCAUGGCCAAACAGCUGCCAGAGGGAGACGUUACCGAAGCAGAGCUCGCGGAGAUGACCAAGAACGGCAAGUUGGAUGCCGGGGGCUUUUGCGAGCAGAAGGAGUCGGUUUAAUCCGCCGUCACUCAAUCCCCAUGUUAGGGACUCAUAAUCUCAUCUAGCGACAGCUCCCGGGAGCCUGCCUUUUGAUGAAUAACGCCCAUCUGUUUUAAAUAGUUAUCAUGAUCAGUAAAUAGUUCAACUCAGUGCAUUUUUUCAAGAACGUUCGAUCACCCGUAGCGGCGAGCUAGAAUUCGUCAAGCUCUUGAUAGCAAGCCAAGGGAGCAAAUUUUCAACGACAGUUGAUACGAUAUGAAGGAUUAGACCUGUUCAUAUCUC